AUUAACCCACUAGCUCAACCCAUUAUCUACACCACAAUAAUCACAGGCACACUUAUCACAACACUAAGCUCACACUGAUUUCUCGCCUGAACAGGCCUAGAAAUAAACAUACUAGCUUUCAUUCCGAUCUUAAUAAAAAAAACAAGCCUCCGCUCCACAGAAGCCGCUACUAAAUACUUCCUAAUUCAAUCUACCGCAUCUAUAGUCCUCAUAAUAGCAAUCAUCUCCAACAACCUGCUAUCAGGGUGCUGAACAACAACGAACUACAUCAGCCAACCCCCAUCCCUAAUAAUAACAACCGCCCUCGCCAUAAAACUAGGAAUAGCCCCCUUCCACUUCUGAGUCCCAGAAGUCACCCAAGGAACACCCCUAACCUCAGGUCUACUCCUUCUUACAUGACAAAAACUAGCCCCCAUCUCAAUCAUGUACCAAAUUCACCCAUCAAUCAACACCCACAUCCUCCUAACCCUCUCCACCCUAUCCAUUGCAGUAGGCAGUUGAGGAGGUCUAAACCAAACACAAUUACGCAAGAUCCUAGGGUACUCUUCAAUCACACACAUGGGUUGAAUAAUGAUAACACUUGUAUACAACCCAGCAACUACAAUUUUCUAUUUAACUACAUACAUUAUCCUAACAACUACCAUAUUCCUAACCCUCAACUUAAGCUCAAGCACCACAACCCUCAUACUAUCCCGCACCUGAAACAAAUCAACCCACCUAGCACCGCUAAUAGCACCCAUUCUCAUAUCUCUAGGAGGCCUACCACCCCUAACCGGCUUCCUACCUAAAUGAAUUAUCAUCCAAGAACUCACAAUGAACAACAACUUCCUCAUCCCCUCUAUUAUAACUAUCAUAACCCUACUUAACCUAUACUUUUAUAUACGCCUAAUCUACACCACCUCCCUAACGCUAUUCCCUACAUCCAACAACACAAAAAUAACAUGACAACUCGAAAAUACAAAACCCACACUCCUUAUCCCCCCACUCAUCAUCACCUCCACCCUUCUACUACCAAUCUCCCCCCUACUCUUAACCCUUCACU
Messenger RNA from Macaca mulatta (Rhesus monkey), 1042 nucleotides. The record is from the annotation of a RefSeq genome assembly. NCBI's taxonomy places the organism in Eukaryota, Metazoa, Chordata, Mammalia, Primates, Cercopithecidae.